Verticillium dahliae VdLs.17 is the source of this 973-nucleotide messenger RNA. RefSeq lists its product as uncharacterized. The record is from RefSeq and is a predicted model, not a curated record. Lineage: Eukaryota; Fungi; Ascomycota; Sordariomycetes; Glomerellales; Plectosphaerellaceae. Bases 1 to 783 code for a protein of 260 amino acids. The transcript is spliced from 3 exons.
AUGGUUCCUCAGAUCCUCGACGCCCUCCUAGCACCCCUUCCUGCACGCACCCUCGCGACCGCUGCUCUCGUCUCACGCCGCUUUCACGAAGCAGCCUCAGCCUGCCUCCGCGUCCGUCUCCUGCAGACCGCCGCCCUCGGCACCCGCGAGCUCGUUCUCGAAUGCCACGCCCCGAGCGAGCGACGCGCCCCCAGCACGUCCUGCCGAUCGUCCGGCAUGGGGCCGCUCGUCGGCGACGCCAGGCUCGGCGGCUGGUACUCACGUUUCGGCUUCGAGGAGACGCCCGAGAGGGAAGUCCUCCUCGAUGAAGACGAGCUGUUCGCGCAGCUCUGCGUCGGCGUCAGUGUCGUGCAGCGGGGCCCCGCACGGGGCCUGUUCAUGAGCUACACCGGCGUCGGCGACGGCGUGCUGAGGGUUUGGCGCACGUGGCUGAGCGAUGCUGCUGCAGGCAGAGGGGACGUUUUAUGGGCUGAUCCUUGGAAGAGCGUCGGCUUGCGGUUCGCUGUUGAGCCGAUGGUGCUGCAGGAGCCUGUCGGGGCGCUUCCGAGACGGCGGCCGGUUAGCGACGAGCCGGCCGUCAAGUACCGACUGCGACUUGAGGAAUUGCUUGUCCGGACCACGCAGGUGUUGUUGGCGCUGGACAAGGCGACGGCGCAAGACGGCGCACAAACAGCAGGUCUUCAUCUGAAGGCCGCAGGUGGAUGCAGUGUGCCUGUUCAGAUGGUCUGCCUUCCAUUUCAGGAGCAGAAGCCAUUACAGCGACCUCCAAUGGCGGCCGUGUAACGACAUCUUUCAUGAAGCGUGCGCGUUCUAUCUUUCAAUGUAAUUCGGGUUAUGGGGAUUGGAAUACAGGAAGUUGAGAUCGCCGGAAAGACGACAGGAAGAAAUAUCAUAGAGACAGGAUACAAAGACAUCUCCUUGAGCUUUUUACACUUUACUAUCACAUUUGAGAUAGAUAGAACUAUUUGACUUU